AAACUCUGGUGUAAGAAUACAAAGUAUGCGGUUCUUGUUGUUUGGGAUAUGUGACGCUGAUCGUGUAAUUUGACGUGGCGACUACGUAUUCUGCAAAUUUAUCCAGUCCGAUUGCUGCAAAAUUGGUGACGAAAAGUACGCAAGUGGUAAGUACUCGACUGACGAAAUACAACAGCUGAUUAGAAUCGGUGUUUACACGAGAAAUGGACCUGAGACUAAAAGUGUGAAUUUAUCAAACAUGGAUGAAUAGAUGACAGAAGUAAGUUCUUCACAAGCAGCAGAUUUAGAGACCAGUUCUGGAAUAUCUAUGGUACAUAUGCCCUCGCUGAACCAGCCCAUUCAAGUCCAGUCUGUCAUUCAUUCCAACACCCCCUCCGUGAUUCAGACCGCUGGGCCUAAUGUACAGACCAUCCAAGUGGUUCGGGUGGCACCAGUAGACGAAGAUUUGUCAGAUGAUUCUGAAAAUAAGAAAAGGCGUGAAAUGCUCUCAAGACGGCCUUCAUACAGGAAAAUAUUGAAUGAACUUUCCUCACCGGUGGCAGUGUCCAAGAUAGAAGAGGAGUCCAACAGCAGCCAGAGUCAAGACGGAGAUUCCCCAGAGGGAGCCUCAAACUUAUCCGGGGUUCAAUACCAACAAGUACUACCUGCAGGGACGAUACAGAUUUCUGGAAAUUCUGAUGGUGUGGCAGUGUCCCAGGGCCUACAGACACUGACAAUGACAAACGCAAGCCCCUCAACUACCUCUGCUACGGGGGCCACCAUAGUACAGUACGCACAAGGUCCUGAUGGACAGUUCUACAUCCCUGAUAUGUCAGGAACAGUCCAGGCCUAUCAAAUUGCCACAUCAGGGGCUUUACCCCAAGGUGUUGUAAUGGCAACGACUGGAAGUCCCAUGUCAAGUCCACAGAAUUUGUCUGAGGAAGCUUCACGGAAGAGGGAAUUACGACUUCUGAAAAACAGAGAAGCAGCACGUGAGUGUCGGAGGAAAAAGAAAGACUAUGUAAAGUGUUUGGAAAACAGAGUGGCUGUUCUAGAGAAUCAAAACAAGACAUUGAUUGAGGAAUUAAAGGCAUUAAAAGAACUCUAUUGUCAGAAGGAGGGAUAGUCCUUCGUCACACAAAGGAAUUCUGGGAUUGCUUGUUUUGGUCUAACAGUGCUAAUGUGAACAUGCAAUUAGAUGUUACGGGUCCGUGCCAGGACAUUUAUUCCGCAUCUAGUGACCAAGGGAACGUCGUUAUGUCUAUAUUUUUGUACAGAAGAGAAUUGAUUGGCCAGGAAAAAAUAUUUUUCGUCAUGCAUAUAUUCCUGUUGUUUUGCAAAGGCACCUUACAAAGCAUUUAGUGUAUUUUAUUAAAGAAAGAGAGAGAGUGAGAGAUUUUUAUAAAUUGAUGUAAAGCGUGAUGAUACUUGCAGAUGUUUGUAAAAUCUCGUGUGUUACGUUUUAUAUAUUUACAAUACUUCAACGUUAUGUUUCAUGUGCAGCUUUCAGAUUCAUGUUAAUUGUUGCAUACAUUGCUCAGAAUUUUUUACAAGCGUGUCUCUUUAAAUAUAUGCCUUCUGAUAUAGAUGAGCUGUACAGCGUCAUGAUUUUAUUUUUUUAUUUUUUUGCAUUUCGAAAACUUGAAAUAUAAGAAAAUAAAAUUUAAAUUGGUAUUAAUGGUGGCAUAUGUUUAUAAAUAAAUGAUAAAUACAUGAAUUUUAAUUAAUUACCUUUAGAAAUAAAUGAUUACAAGCAGCAUUGUUUUUAUAGCAAGUUCUACAUAUCAUGUAUGGUCAAAUACAUGUUUUUAAGUUUCUUGUCAUCAGAAAGGACAGAUAUAUUUUAAGUUUUGUUUUUGUUUACAAGUUUUCAACAAACAAUAAUUUUGGUUAGUCACAUUAAGAAAGGAAAAGGAUAAAAGGGUAAAAUUAACUUAAAACUUUGAUUUGGAAUAGAAUGUCAUUUGCACCCUGAUCAUAUAUCACUUGUAGAUAAUAAAUAUAGAUACAUGUAAGUAGCAUUGUUUCAAGUAGCUUUUUUCCCAUAUAGCUCUCUUGUUCAAAUUGUCUUCUUAACAUUUAUAAAGUUUUUCAGUGAUGGACAUGUAUUCUAUGUAAUAAUCGGAAUUGUCUGGAUACACUCACAGCUUCUAUGUAUAUGCCCUCACUAUUUUCACCGAGUUUUUGUCAAGAUGUUAGAUGACAUAAAAAUGUUUUUCAAAUGAAUGCUUUGAUGGACUGUACAUGUAUCAGUUUUAUCAAUUUUCAGUUGUAAAUUCUUUUUUGCUAUGCUACAUAUUCAAAUAUAUCACUAUCUGUGUGUUGCAUUUUAAGAGAUUUUUCUGCAAAGUGAGCUUUGUGGACAAAUUAUGAAUAACUGAAUCAAUUACGAUUUCCUUCCUGUCAUAUUUUUUGCAUAAGAUACAUGUGAAACAGCACUCAAUAAAAUCUAAGUCUCGUGUCAUAUUCCAUGCAAACUUGCCAAGAAAUAGUAAAACACAUUCUUAAAAAAGAAACGUCAUUACACAUUAUAAUCUGUGAAAAGUUAAAUAUUUGAAUAUGUUUAUUACCAGCCCUCUUGCUAGACAAAAAAUAGUUACUUACACAGCAUUAAUCAGCAAACAAAUUUAUUCCUAAAGAAUCAACUUCUCUGGAAGUGUUUAAUACAUAAUGUACAUAAUUUUUGUCAUGUUUGAAGUCUUGAGAGAUUUGCAAGUACAUAAAUUUGUUUUUUGUAGAAAAUUGUGUUCAAUUUUUGGCAUAUAAACUUUGAGAUGUAGAGGAUUUAAAAAGGAAAGGAGGAUAUAGGAGGAUAUAGCAUGGAAUAAUUCUCAAAGCAAGGACAAUGUUAAGUAUUGUCUACAGAGAGAUUUUUACGAAAAUUUAUUAAAAAGCCCAAUUUUUUUUUUUUUUUUUUUGAUAUCUUGGAUAAAAUUUUGUCCAGUGAUAUUGUUAUAUGUUAUUGAGAGAGUCACUUGAUAUUUUAAUAAAAAAUAAAUUAUGUCAAUGAA
Saccostrea cuccullata (small rock oyster) is the source of this 2990-nucleotide messenger RNA. RefSeq names its product cAMP-responsive element modulator-like. The coding region runs from base 251 to 1105 and encodes 284 amino acids. Gene Ontology annotation, cellular component: transcription regulator complex; nucleus. Gene Ontology annotation, biological process: regulation of transcription by RNA polymerase II. The record is from RefSeq and is a predicted model, not a curated record. NCBI's taxonomy places the organism in Eukaryota, Metazoa, Mollusca, Bivalvia, Ostreida, Ostreidae. Gene Ontology annotation, molecular function: protein binding; RNA polymerase II cis-regulatory region sequence-specific DNA binding; DNA-binding transcription factor activity, RNA polymerase II-specific. The transcript is spliced from 7 exons.